GUGGGGCACGGCUCCUGUCGCCGGAGAUCUCAUAUAACCUGCUUCCAUCAUGGGAGAAAUAGAGCAGAAGCCAACUCCAGGAGCAAGACUGGGGGCCCCGGAGAAUUCGGGGAUCAGUACCUUGGAACAUGGACAGAAGCCGCCCCCAACACCGUCAGGGAAACUCAUGUCCAUCAAAAUCCAGAUGCUGGAUGACACCCAGGAGGCUUUUGAAGUUCCACAAAGAGCCCCCGGGAAAGUGUUGCUGGAUGCUGUUUGCAACCACCUCAACCUCGUGGAGGGCGACUAUUUUGGCCUCGAGUUUCCCGACCAUAAAAAGAUCACGGUGUGGCUGGAUCUCUUAAAACCUAUUGUCAAGCAGAUUAGAAGGCCAAAGCAUGUUGUUGUGAAGUUUGUGGUGAAGUUCUUUCCGCCUGACCAUACACAACUGCAAGAAGAGCUCACCAGGUACCUGUUUGCUCUGCAGGUGAAGCAGGACCUGGCUCAGGGCCGGCUGACGUGUAACGACACCAGCACUGCGCUUUUGAUCUCGCACAUUGUACAGUCUGAGAUCGGGGAUUUUGAUGAAGCAUCAGACAGAGAGCACUUAGCAAAAAAUAAGUAUGUACCUCAGCAGGAUGCGCUAGAAGACAAAAUUGUGGAAUUUCACCAUAACCACAUUGGACAAACACCAGCAGAAUCGGAUUUCCAGCUCCUGGAGAUUGCCCGCCGGCUGGAGAUGUACGGGGUCCGGCUGCACCCGGCCAAGGACAGGGAAGGCACCAAGAUCAACCUGGCUGUUGCCAACACUGGGAUUCUAGUGUUUCAGGGCUUCACUAAGAUCAACGCCUUCAACUGGGCCAAGGUGCGGAAAUUGAGCUUCAAGAGAAAGCGCUUCCUCAUCAAGCUGCGCCCGGACGCCAAUAGCUCGUACCAGGACACCUUGGAAUUCCUCAUGGCCAGUCGAGACUUCUGCAAGUCCUUCUGGAAGAUCUGUGUUGAGCAUCAUGCUUUUUUUAGACUGUUUGAAGAGCCCAAACCCAAACCAAAGCCCGUCCUCUUCAGUCGAGGUUCAUCGUUCCGAUUCAGCGGCCGGACACAGAAGCAGGUUCUUGACUAUGUUAAAGAAGGAGGACAUAAGAAGGUGCAGUUUGAAAGGAAACACAGCAGGAUCCACUCCGUCCGAAGCCUGUCCGCGCAGCCCGUGGAGCUGAACUCAGAAGUGCCAAAGCAAGCCCUGCAGAGCGCCAGCUCCACCCUCAGAGACGGCGCCGAGUCCCCGGGGGCCCAGCGCGGCCGGCGGACCCAGGAGCCGCUCGCGUCCCAGGACCCGGGCAGGCCGCCCGCCAGCCCCGCUCCACGCCGCAGCCCAGGGGGUAACAAGCAGGCCGACGGAGCCGCCCCGGCCACGCCGGAGGAAGAGGAGGAGGUCGUUAAGGAUAGGACCCAGCAGAGUAAAGCUCAGCCCCCGCAGCCAAGCACAGGCUCCCAGACGGGCAGUCCUCACUUGUCAGAGCUGUCCAUCAGCUCACAGGGAGGAGCUCUGCCGCCCCACGUCAUCCUGUCUCCCACUCUGAGCCCCAACACCAAGCAGGCGUCGCCCCUGGUCAGCCCGCUGCUCAACGACCAGGCGUGCCCCCGGACCGAUGACGAGGAGGAGGGCCGCCGCAAGCGGUUCCCAACCGACAAGGCGUACUUCAUUGCCAAGGAGGUGUCCACCACCGAGAGGACUUACCUGAAGGACCUUGAAGUGAUCACCUCGUGGUUUCAAAGCACAGUGAGCAAAGAGGACUCCAUGCCCGAAGCUUUGAAGAGCCUCAUCUUCCCGAAUUUUGAACCUUUGCACAAAUUUCACACAAAUUUUCUCAAGGAGAUCGAGCAGCGACUGGCCGUGUGGGAAGGCCGAUCCAACACCCAACUCAAAGAUUACCAAAGAAUCGGGGACGUCAUGUUGAAGAACAUCCAGGGCAUGAAGCAACUGGUGGCUCACCUGUGGAAGCACAGCGAGGCCUUGGAGAUGCUGGAGACCAGCAUCCGGAACUCCCGGCGGCUUGAGAACUUGUGCAGGGACUUUGAGCUGCAGAAGGUGUGCUACCUGCCGCUCAACACCUUCCUCCUGCGCCCGCUGCACCGGCUCAUGCACUACAAGCAGGUGCUGGAGCGGCUGUGCAAGCACCAGGUGCCCGGCCAGGCCGACUUCCGGGACUGCCGAGCGGCCCUGGCAGACAUCACGGAAAUGGUGGCCCAGCUUCACAGUACGAUGAUCAAGAUGGAGAAUUUCCAGAAGCUACAUGAGCUCAAGAAGGAUUUGAUUGGCAUCGACAAUCUUGUGGUUCCAGGGCGGGAGUUCAUCCGCCUGGGCAGCCUCAGCAAGCUCUCGGGGAAGGGGCUGCAGCAGCGCAUGUUCUUCCUGUUCAACGACGUGCUGCUGUACACGGGCCGGGGGCUGACGGCCUCGAACCAGUUCAAGGUGCACGGGCAGCUCCCCCUGUACGGCAUGACGAUCGAGAAGACCGAGGACGAGUGGGGCGUCCCCCACUGCCUUACCCUCCGGGGCCAUCGGCAGUCCAUCGUCGUGGCCGCCAGUUCUCAGUCCGAGAUGGAGAAGUGGGUGGAGGACAUUGAGAUGGCCAUCGACCUGGCCGAGAAGAGCAGCGGCCCCACGCCCGAGUUCCUUGCCGGCAGCCCCCCCGACAGCAAGUCCCCCGAGGAGGCGGGGGUGGCCGACCAGGAGUCGGAGGACGACCUGAGCGCCUCCCGCACGUCGCUGGAGCGCCAGGGCCCGCACCGUGGCAACACCAUGGUGCACGUGUGUUGGCAUCGCAACGCCAGCGUCUCCAUGGUGGACUUCAGCGUGGCCGUGGAGAAUCAGCUGUCGGGGAACCUGCUGAGGAAAUUCAAAAACAGUAACGGGUGGCAGAAGCUGUGGGUGGUGUUCACCAACUUCUGCCUGUUCUUCUACAAGUCGCACCAGGACAAUCACCCCCUCGCCAGCCUGCCUCUGCUCGGGUACUCGCUCACCAUUCCCUCGGAGUCGGAGGAGAUCCACAAAGAUUAUGUGUUCAAGCUGCAUUUCAAGUCCCACGUGUACUACUUCAGAGCCGAGAGCGAAUACACCUUCGAGAGGUGGAUGGAGGUGAUCCGAAGUGCCACGUGCUCGGCCUCCCGCGCCCACGUGCCCAUCCCCAAGGAGGCUCACGCGUACUGACUCGGGGCGCGGCGCGGCGGCCCCACCCCCACCCCGGAUGCUGCCGCCUUCCCUGUGCGGUCACGAGGCCUAGUACAACGCACGCCUGUCUGGGAAACCGCCGGGGUCCGCAGCCAGGCCCCCUGCGGCCAGCCGUUUUUUAGCUUGUGCCAGUGUUAAAACGUCGUCCUCGAUCGAGUGCCAAGUGACAGGGGCGCGGCCGGGCCCCCCGAGCCGUGCAGGCACGACCGUCACCCCAGCCAGACAGGGCAAGUGCUCCGUUUUUCUUAAAGAGACUUCUUACUUUGAUUUAUAGGCUGCUGCAUUUAAAAAAAAAAAAAAAAAAAAAAGGACUUUCCAGUGUUUGCCACGCACCUGGCACAGUCUUACAGCAAAUGAGAUCAUUUUCCGAUUUCGUUUUUUUCAAUCUUUCUACUUUUAUAACGACUAGGCUAGCGGGACUGACUUCCUUGGCGCAUAAGCACUUCGACACUCCGCUGCAGGUGCGUGCUCCAGCCCGGCGCUGGCCGCAGACCCCUCUUCCUGGUGCAAGUUGACCAAAUUUGUGUCCGUGAUUCCUAUUUACAAACCGUAGCGGGCGGCUUUCCGUGGAGAGAAGCGGGCGCCCCGUGCGUGGUGUGGACAGUGGGCAGGUACUGAGCUGUGGUGUUUUGCUGUCUGUUUCACGAGCAUGAAGCCUGUACGUCAGUAAUGAGCAGGGCCGUUUGUGGUGUUCGUCCAGGGAGGGCCGUGAGCGCACUGGGGCGUGGCUCGUAGUAGUAGUGAAUGUCGUGCCUGUUCAGAGCAACCUCCCUUCUCCUCUUUAAACUCAUCCCCGUGCGUGGGGCCGCACAUCGUGGCCGUCGGGCUCCGCAGGGGCGCGGCUGCUGGUAUCCGCGGGGCCGGGAGGCCCUGGCCCGGUGGCUGGUGCUGCAUACUCCCGCAAGGCCUUUCUGGGGGGCGCCCCCCUCCUGCCCUGGGCCUCCGUGGGAAGGCCGCUGACCCUCCGGGAGGCGCAGGGCGACCCCGACAGCUGUGACUGGUGACCAUGGAAACGAUGUACCAAUGGACCAGUAGCUUGAGAUGUGUUAAUCAUUUGCCUUACAAUAUGUACCAGAUGGUUUUAAGUACUAACAAAAAGGGAAUAAAAAUACCUCACGCCACAAUCCAGCAUAUUGAAGUUUAAAGGCAAAA
This is a messenger RNA of Condylura cristata (star-nosed mole), 4360 nucleotides long. RefSeq names its product FERM, RhoGEF (ARHGEF) and pleckstrin domain protein 1 (chondrocyte-derived) (gene FARP1). Bases 50 to 3187 code for a protein of 1045 amino acids. Gene Ontology annotation, cellular component: cytoskeleton. The record is from RefSeq and is a predicted model, not a curated record. The transcript has 27 exons. Gene Ontology annotation, molecular function: cytoskeletal protein binding; guanyl-nucleotide exchange factor activity. Lineage: Eukaryota; Metazoa; Chordata; Mammalia; Eulipotyphla; Talpidae.